CGAAAAACUAAUUAACGGCAAGAUCCUAUAAAAAAUUCGGGUCUCUUAUUAUUUCUGCAACACACCGGUUUUGAUCACGGGACCUUUUAAAGAAUUGGGCCUCAAUUGCGGACGAGUCGUUUCUUUUCACUCAGUUUCGUCCACGAAAUCAAUUUUUUGCCAUAUUUAGCUUCAGUUUGAGCACAGAUCGGACCAUAAAGAGCUCCGGAUUAGGAAAAAUUGGCCCUCAAAGGUAUGCUUUUCACAGAAAUUCUGAUGAAGUAAUUUGCAGGCAAUAGAAACCCUACAGGAUGAGAUACAGUUUAAAUUAAUGAUUUACGAGGUCCGGUCGUGUGUCUUUUUCAAAAAAAAAAAUAGGACUUUUUGACAACCUAGGGUUUGAAACAACAACUCCAGAAAUUGUAGAGAAUUAUACUAGUGGGUGAAUAGGAUUGCCAGUUAUAGUUUCUGUUCGAUCGUGAUAGCAUUAAUUUGCAGUUACUUGAAAUAAAAACUAAACUUAUAACGAGGGAUAUGCAAAGGAGAGAAAGGGUUUUCCAGAAAGUUGGGGUUUUCCCACUUACAUAUGAUUUCGUGGGAGUUAAAAUUGAGGCCACGUCCCGUGUCAGCCCCUGUCGGACCUCCAUUGCAAAUCCUUGAAAAGUAAAAUUUUCAUUUUUGUGUUUUUAAGGGAAAUCUGGAUAUUUCGGCAUAAUUUGAUUAAUUUGGUGGGGGUGGGGAACGUGGGGCGGAAAUGGUGUUCUGCACUUGGGGAAACUGUAAUUGUUUUUUAUUUUGAGCUGCUGCGGCUUGGGGAUCAAUCGCUGGCUCGUGCGUCUUAGGAUGCUUGAGUUCAAAGUUAAGUCGCUCAGGGAGAAGGUGGAAUAGCUUAGGUUUUUGAUUCUGGUGUUACUUAUUUUUGUAGCCACCAGGAUACCUGAGUAGAAUCUGGUCACUUCUCUUGGAAAGUGAUACGAAUUGUAUGAAGGAAGUUGGAAUAGUCUACAUAUAUUCGUGCUGGUGUUUUCAUUGUCAUGCUUGGGGUUAUCAAAUUGCAAUUCGGCUAGUUCUUUAUCAAAAUGAUGGUUGAUCAGCUGGUGAAUUGGAAUUGUGGGAAAGAGUUUGAAAUAGCUUUGGACUUGCAAUUUUAUGUCCAAAGUUGUUAGCUUGCCUGCAGAUUUUAAUUGUUGGCGAGUUCACAUUGAAAAGCAGAGAAUAUUUAUUUGCUUCAGAGUUCUGUUUACGAAUGGCAUUUGUUCUACUGGUAAAUUGGAAUUGUCAAAAAGAAGUUGGUAUAGUUUUGGGCAUAUAGUUGUAGCUCCAAAUUUUUCAGUUCAACUACAAAGUGUAUUUAACCAUGGAACCACUAUGGAAGCUUGCAUAUCUACUUGAACCUGCAUCGCUUGCACUCAUUUUUACUGCAGUUCUUGUUGUCUUUGCAUCAGCCCGAAGGGCUCUCAAUUAUGAGAAAGAAAUGGAACGGAACCGUGACUUUUCAGAAUCUUCCAUUACUCUUGACAGUUCUCAGGCUCUUAUGAUUCCUGUUGCAAGUUCGUGCAGUCUUCUAUUGAUGUUUUAUUUGUUUGCAUCAAUGUCACAUAUUGUCACGGCCUUUACUGCAGUGGCUUCAGCAUCGUCCCUUGCAUUUUGCCUCUCUCCAUAUGUUCUUUAUAUAAAUUCUCAGCUUGGGCUGGUUGAUCCUAUUACCCCAUGCUGUUGCCGAACAAUCACUAGGAUACAGGGAAUUUUGGCCCUGGUGAGCUCAGUCCUGGUGAUUUCUUGGCUUGUAUCUGGACACUGGAUUUUAAAUAACCUUUUGGGCAUUUCCAUUUGCAUUGCUUUUGUUAGCCAUGUUAGAUUGCCAAAUAUCAAAAUCUGCUCAUUGCUUCUUGUCUGCUUGUUCGUAUAUGACAUUUUUUGGGUGUUUUUCUCGGAGCGGUUUUUUGGAGCCAAUGUUAUGGUUUCAGUUGCCACACAGCAGGCUUCAAAUCCAGUUCACACAGUUGUGAACUCUCUUAAUCUUCCAGGUUUACAAUCAAUAACAAAGAAGUUGGAGCUUCCAGUUAAACUUGUCUUCCCAAGAAAUUUGCUUGGUGGAAUGGUGCCUGGAAAUACUGCAGUGGAAUUCAUGAUGCUUGGCCUUGGAGAUAUGGCUAUUCCAGGAAUGCUCCUUGCUUUGGUUCUCUGUUUUGAUCAUCGUAAGAACAGGGAUAUCAGCAGUGUUAUGGAAGGGCCAUUUAUGAAGGGUCGUAAAUACAUAUGGUAUGCACUUUCUGGAUAUGCAGCUGGUCUUAUUGCCGCUCUUGCAGCCGGAGUAUUGACUCAUUCUCCACAGCCCGCUCUUCUAUAUCUUGUUCCAUCGACUCUUGGGCCUGUUAUUUUUGUCUCUUGGGUUAGAAGUGAAUUGAAUGAAUUAUGGGAUGGGCCAAGACCAAUUGUAAAUGAUAAAACACGAAUGAUGGAAGUGUAAAUUUCAUGCAAGCAGUCACACUGGAAUCUUUUAAAUGUCAGUGGGAAAGCCCACCUUUAGAUAGAUUUUAACAUAUUUUCCUGGAUCCUCCUAAUACUCUACUGAAUGUCAUUUCUUGAAAUUGUUUAUGCCAAAAUAUUCAUAUGUUUGAGGCACCACUUUCAAUUUGACCAGGUAUGUUCAAAACUUCA
Molecule: messenger RNA, 2640 nt
Organism: Cryptomeria japonica (Japanese cedar)
Lineage: Eukaryota; Viridiplantae; Streptophyta; Pinopsida; Cupressales; Cupressaceae
Product: signal peptide peptidase-like 1
Exons: 3
Coding region: 1337-2449 (370 amino acids)
Biological process (GO): membrane protein proteolysis
Cellular component (GO): cytoplasmic side of endoplasmic reticulum membrane; lumenal side of endoplasmic reticulum membrane; Golgi-associated vesicle membrane
Molecular function (GO): aspartic endopeptidase activity, intramembrane cleaving
Source: RefSeq, a predicted model, not a curated record